This is a messenger RNA of Monodelphis domestica (gray short-tailed opossum), 850 nucleotides long. It is a transcript of the gene SPMIP3, whose product is annotated as sperm microtubule inner protein 3. The record is from RefSeq and is a predicted model, not a curated record. Lineage: Eukaryota; Metazoa; Chordata; Mammalia; Didelphimorphia; Didelphidae.
UAAGUCUAGUCAUCAUAAGGAAAGUUUUCUGUCUCACUGCAGGAUUUCAAAACUAGGGAAUCUAUGGAACUACUGUUCUCUUAAGGCUGACUUUGUUUCUUUCAUCAUCUAAGAAGGGAAGAUUUUCCUCUCACCAUGAUGCCCGUCUAAACAGGUAUUCUAGAAGAGGAACACUCUUAUUUCCUGGAAGAGGCUAGUCAUCUCACAUCAUUUUUUUUUCUGUGAAGUAACUGAGGAGGGUUGAGGCUGUGACUUAAUAUCUUGCAACAGUCAUUUAAAAAAAUUUUUUUUCAGCUACAAUUAUUUACCUUUUACAUCAAACUUUUCCCAGCCUGGGCUCUACCCACUAUGUCUUUCGUAAGACUACGAGAAUUCACUGAUCACAAACCUGUCCAAUAUCCCAGGUUAUAUAUUGUUCAUCAUGGCAAGCACAUUAAUGGCUAUUACACUGGGCAGUUGGCAAGAGUCCAUUAUGCAAAGCAUCUUCAGAUACCUCCUGGGCAUCCUGAAGACUGGAGACCUUAUUUUCAACCAAAAAGUUCCUUUAAAAUUCAGUUUGACCAAAUGAGCCUUGCCAACUACAUUUGUCAUCGAAGAAAGGACCAACAGCCAUAUAAGGGGUGGUACAAUGAAACUACUUACCAAAAAGCCUUUUCUUUGCCAUUUUACAAGACCGACCAGAUUUUAGCCACACCAGUACUUGAGCCUAGGCCACUUAACAUCCUGCCAAAGCUCAUCUCAUGUAAAGCUUUUGAAAGAAGUGGAUUUGGACUCCAAUAACAGCCCGGGCAGACAGAGAAAUAUUUGGUUUUCUCAGGUGACUUUCCAAUUAAAGGCAAUUGUAGCAAAA